Molecule: messenger RNA, 7302 nt
Organism: Megalopta genalis
Lineage: Eukaryota; Metazoa; Arthropoda; Insecta; Hymenoptera; Halictidae
Source: RefSeq, a predicted model, not a curated record
GGGUUGUUGUGGAUGCGCAUUGGGCGUCGAAGGAGUCUGUCGUGUAUCAACGGCGACGUUCCUGGAUCGCGGCGGCGUCAGUACGCGGUCGCGCAUGCCAUGCGGGAACACCUGUUCGCUCUUUCGAUUUCGUUCGUCGUUCCCUGGAUCGCAGCCCGGUGUUCGAUCGUGCCCGAUCUACGAGCGCAACAACUGGAAAAGUCCAACGAACGGUAUCCGGCGACCGUCGUCACCGAAAAAAACCCACCGCGUCGCACGGGAAUCGAGAACGCAACGAUCGUCGACGUCCGGAUCGAGGAUCGAGAACGCGUUUCCGGUGCAACGAUAAACGGAACGCCGAGCAGUGGAUCGUGAUCGAAGAUCUAGGCGGAGAGUAGAGCUGGGAAAUAAUCGUUGGUUGUUUAUGUUCGGCGAGGAGACGCGAGGGAACGUGAAGAGCGGUUUCUCGAUCGAGAGAGAGGCUGGGAGAGAGAGAGAGAGCGACGGAGCGAGAGAGGGGGAGGGAGAGAGAGAGAGGAACUUAUUCGCCAGAAGGAACGUCCUCGUGACUGCAACCACGUGUCUCUCGUGGUCCUCGUUUAAACACGCCAUGUCGCCGCGUAAUGGCUCGUGCGUGGCGGAAGUCAGCUCGGUGAGGAGUUUAUCGUCGGACGAUGUGUCCGCGACGAAGACGAACCGGAAGAAAACCUGGUGGGCGCGUGCCACCGAUCCUGCUCACCGCCGUGGAAGGCGUAUCCAGCUGCUGCAGAUGCUGAUCCUGCCGUUUAUACCGAUCCUGGCGCUGAUCGUCCAGACGGCCAACACGCUCCACGACAUCCUGAUCUACCGGCAGGAGGUCUCCGACAUCGAGUCCCAGGUAACGAUCGCGACAGACCUGGGGAAAGUGGUCACGCGGAUGCAGUUGGAGAGAUCCGAGGUCGCGUUCUUCAUCUACACCAACGGCAGCACCCUCAGGUCAAAUCUGACGCAGAGGUUCGCCAUAACCGAUCAGGCGCUCCACAACAUGACUACGUGGCCCCUGGUCUCGGUGCCGAGGGACGAGAGCAAGACGCAGACCUAUGACGUGGUCAGCAAAGAGGCCUUUCAAGCACGCCUCGACGAGUUCAGAAGGAAGAUAAGCUCGGAGGAGAGCAGCAUCACCGAAGUGAUGGCAUGGUACACGAGCGUGAACGCGGCGAUGCUGGAUCACUUGACCAAUCAAAUCAAGGAAACGGACAAUAGCGGAGUUUGGAGGUAUUUGAUAGCGUUUAAAAAUUUGCUGAGAAGCAUCGAGAGCCUGGGUAUUGCUUCCGUGUACGGAAUCAAUUACUUCGGCCGUGGAAUCCUUCUGGGGGAAAAUUACGUCAGCUACGUACGCCACGAAGCUCUCGGACGUGAUCUCCUCACCGGAUCCUUCACAUACGUGCCGUCCCUCAAACAUUUUUACUCGGAGCUCACCAAUACCAUGCCGGACUACGACAGAAUUAAAUCCAGGCGAAGCGAGAUCCUGAAGAAUUUGAAAAGAGAGCCGAGCGUGGACGACGCGAUCGCCUAUUUCGACUCGAUGGCGACUUACGUGGACGAGCUGCGGAAGCUUCAACGAGAGUUACGUCACAUGAUAAGGGAUUACGUGAACUCCACCCUGCAAGACGCGAGCAACAAAGAAGUCGCCGGCAUAGCCAUAGUCGUUCUGGUGCUGGUCGUCUCUCCUAUCAUCAUCGUACUCGUGCGCAACGCGGUUGCCACCAUACAAAUGUACGCGGCGAAUUUGGCGCAAAAGGCGCGCGAACUGAAGCAGGAGAAGGAGAAGAGCGACACGUUGCUCUUUCAGAUGCUGCCUCCCAGCGUCGCCCAACAGCUGAAGCAUACGCAACAGGUGCCAGCCGAGUACUACGAGGCGGUGACCGUGUACUUCAGCGACAUCGUUGGCUUCACUGAAAUCGCUGCCGAGAACACGCCGCUCGAGGUUGUCACGUUCCUGAAUUCGAUCUACAAGCUGUUCGAUGCCCGCAUCGAGUGCUACGACGUGUACAAAGUUGAAACCAUCGGCGACUCCUAUAUGGUUGCAUCCGGUUUGCCGGUCAGAAAUGGCGACAAACACGUUUCCGAGAUAGCGACGAUGGCGCUGGACCUUUUGGCGGCGUCGUCGGUGUUCCAAGUACCGAAGAGGCCGCGCGAGCGGCUUCAGAUACGAAGCGGAGCGCACACGGGACCGGUCGUGGCUGGAAUCGUCGGCAGCAAAAUGCCUCGUUACUGUUUGUUCGGAGACACGGUGAACACCGCGAGUCGUAUGGAGUCCACCGGAGAAGCUUUGCGAAUACACAUUAGCCUGGAGAUGAAGAAAGCUCUGGACGCUGUAGGAGGAUUCAAGAUAGAACAUCGCGGUUUGGUAGACGUGAAGGGGAAAGGACUGAUGGACACGUACUGGCUGGAAUGCAAGGACGGCGGAAUCGCGCGCGCAGCGGAGUUGGAUCUGCCGUCGUUCUUCGAGGACGUGCGACCGAUUUUCAUACGCCGUUUGCGGGAGGGGGGAACCCCGAGCCAGGGUCGCAAGAAUCGGCUGUCGCACCCGAACCUGCACAUCACGCCGGUGAAGCCGCCGCCGCCGCAGUCGCAGUCGAGCAUCGAGUCCCAGGACACGGCGACCUUCGAGGGCACCUACUCGACGACCCCGUGUCCGCCGAGCUACUCGCCGGCCAGCCAGCGUAGCCGGUACUCGCAGCCGAACUUGCCGACAUUGUUGAUAUCGUACGACCGAAGAUCCGGCGGCGGAUCGCCGGACCGUCGGAUCCGGAUGUCUCAGCCGACCCUGAACUCGAGCUUCAGCGGCAUCAACUUCGCCGGAAUGAACCGUGGCACCAGGCUGUCGUACACCAGCCUGCGGGCGGCGUCCGGCGACAACAGCAUCACCGAGGGCGAGAGGCUGUCGGCGAAGAGCGUGCCAGGGUUCGGGGGUAGCUCGAGGGGCAGCCUGACCCUGGACCACACCACCUCGAGGCUCUCGCAGCCGGACGUGCGGCGGUUCAUGCUGCGACACGAGAUCGCCACUGGGAAGCGGGAACGAUUGUCCCAGCCGACCCUGGUCACCGGCGACUACCACCCCGGUCGCGGCCAGCAAAGGCUCUCUCAUCCCUGCCUGAUCACGGAGAGGGAGACCAAUCUGCCCACGAUGGUGUGCCAAUCUCCGUCCCCGCCGCCCAACAAGCACAAAAGGUUCUCCCUGGCGGUGCACACCAGCCAGAGGGACCGGCUGUCGCAGCUGGACUUCGGCGCCAAGUACAGGAACCUGAAGGAGACGUCCGCGAGCAAGUUCAACCGGGAUCGGUUCUCGAUACCGGAGCUGCAGACGCAGAACGAUCUCAGGCUGAUCGCCGGCACGCCGAAGCAACGGUUCAGCCUGGACAGCCAGCUGACGCGGAACCAGGAGGUGAUCAGGUCGAAGCUGUUGCCGAUCGCCAGCUCGCCGAUCAGCGAGCACCAGCAGUCGAAGAUCGAGGAGCACGCGGGACAGGCAGGAACGGAGGGGGGACCCGUCGGCCUGACGGCUCCCGCGGGGCCCGCGACCAGGCUCAAGAGCCCGACGAGGGAGGGUCUCGAGCGGGUGCUUCUUGCCAGCGCCACGCCGAUACUGCCGGCCUCCGAGAGGCAGCUCCUGUCGACGGAGCUGUUGCUCGGCAAGAAGAACAAGUUCGCGUCGCCGACCGGACAGCAGAAGAACAACAAGUUCUCGCAGGUGCCGCCGAUUCCCACCCGCGACCGCAUGUCGGUGCCCGAGAUCAGGAACUCGAGUCUGAGGCGAUUGCUGGACCCGCCGGCAAGGCAGCGGCACAGCAUCACCGGCAGCCUCAGGCAGAGCAUGAUCUUCUCGCCGAUCAAGCCGCUCGACUUCGGCCGUAAGUCGCCGAAGCAGCUGUUCGAGGAGGCGCUCGAGCGGUUUAAAAGGGACGAGAAGGAGGAGAACCGGAAGAACGUGAUGUCGAACUCGCAGACGGUCGUGGACAUCGUCGACGAGCCGAUCUUGCACGUGCAGAAGCACUACGCGUACACGUACGAGACCGCGGACGAGGGCUCGAACACGCUGCUCGGGAAGAUCAGCAUGUCCGCGAUACCGAAGAAGAAGUAUCUGGAGAGCAACUUCGACGAGAACGAGCAGGUGAUCACGACCGUGAUCGAGACCGACGUGCCGAUGAUCACCGCCAGCCCGAAGUACGCGAAGAAGGCGUCCUACUCGUCCGACACGCCGAAGUGGAUCAAGAAAUACCUGGAGAACGAGAGCCCCAAGGGCGGCAGAAAGGCGACGAUCAAUAGGGAGAGGACCAGCAGGAAGAACAGUCGGAGAAAGAGCUCCCUGGAGUCCGUGAUAGACGACAAGACGGAGAAGAGCCGCUCCAAAUCGCUUUGCCCCGGCGACAGAACUCCCAUGCUCAGAAACACGAUCGUACAAGCCGACCCGAAGAACAUGAAGAACACCUACGUGAGAAUCCUGCCGUCGGACAACGCUGUGAACGAGAACAGGUACGAGGUCAAGGUGGAGAACAACAAUUGGAACGACGCGGACGUUCGCGGUUUGUACGACGAGGAAUGCGACGACGCCGACGCAGACGCCGAUUCCGACGACUCCACGUCCAUAUAGAUUGAAUAUCGAUCCGACCGUAUCACAGCGAACGCCGAAGUGGAUCAAAAGAGACGCACAGGGAAAACGAAUUUCAGAAUUUCUAUUUCAAAUCCGCCCGCGAAUUGGCGCAGCUACCAAAACCAGAGAAAAUCGUCGUGUUCUGUACUUAAACGGCCGCUCGGCCGUCACGGAUUUCUCUCGUACGUGAUCGACAGUCUCGUUCCGAACGAUUAUCAUAGGACCACAGGACCACGCACGGGCCACAUAUAAUAAAACACAGUUCGAUUAGCCUAAAGCGCACACCUCGACAGCGAUAGAACCAAGAUCCAUGAGAGCCAGAUCGAAUUAUUUUCUCAUAUUGUUGUACAUAUACACCGUGAAACGUACGAUCGACGCAUGGAAAUAAAGGAGACGGAGGAAAAAUAUCUACAUAUAUAUAUGUAUACGUAUAAAGUGCCAGUCGCAAAAGUUUGCCUCCCGCCGGAUGAGUUUCAAGCAUUUGAAAAAAGAGCGCCGAAACUUUGCAUGUAUUGUGAAAGUUGAUUAGUUCGGAUCCGAACGUAUUCGACGCGAAUUAAGAUGUGUUUCAUACGAUUGUUCAUCCGAAAGUAUAAAGAAGUCGUUCUAAACGAAAUGUUGCCGGAGGACCGUUACCAUUCCCGUGUCGCAUUCGACCUUAUCGAUUAAGGUCGCGGCGUAGCAUUAUCGGUGACAGGUAUAGCUAUCGAAAGCAAUGAACGACGACUAAGUCGGUAAAAAUCAUCUCGUAUAUAUAUCGAUUGUGUCUAACGAACUAAUGUACACGGACGAUAUUGCAAAGUUGCGAAUUGUCCAAUUUGCUCUUUCAUUCGGAAUUAUAUUUGAAAUUCGACAGGUUCGUGCACACUUCAUCGACUGACUGUACAAUGUUCUCGAUCUCAAUGUACAUAUUUAUGUUCAUUCGAGUCGAACCAAACAGCGUUGUUUUUAUUGACGUACAGAUAAGAUAUGUCGUGUAAAUACUCGCUUUAUAUAUUCGGUUGCACUCGCACCGUUAAAUAUAACGCGUAAGUCCACAAGCUUGGGACAAGCUCGGAUGCGGAAACCGCAACGUUUCACUAUUACGUUCCAAAUACGUACCGGACCGCCACGCGAACGAACAGGAGCCAAAACGAGGAUGUACCGAUCGUUGAUUCGCCACGAUAUUAUCGCUAGUACGUGUGUUAACAAAUUUUCUAAUUUUUCUUUUCUUUCGAUACUAGUCAUCGAUGAUAUUUAAAUGCGGGUAUCGUUUGGAAAUCACUACUUAACGAUAACUGCACGAAAUCAGCACAGCAAACUUACAAUCAGCAUCAAAAGAUAAUUGUAAGCAUUUGUGAAAACAAUCUCUUGAUCGAGCUGAAUCAACUGUAAUUAGCACGUUCAGUAUUUUUCAAACAAUAACACAAUUUACCGUGUUAUUUAUAUUUGGACUUUACAGUAAAAGUGUUUGAAAUUCAAACAAGCGCGGAAUUUCUUAAUCGUGAAGUAUCACCUAGCGUGGUGAUAGAACGUUUUAAACAAAAGUUGCACGAUAUCAAGGGAAGCAUUAUCAGGCGAUAAAUAGCUUUUUUUACUAUUCUGCAUUUUUAUACAGAUAUAUAUAUAUAUAUAUAUAUAUAUAUAUAUAUAUAUAAUUGACAUUGAAUGAAUUUUUUUACGAAAUUUAUUGGAUUAUCUUUCAUAAAAUAUCAUCAUCAAAAGAUCGCACAGUCGAUUAAAUACUCGGUGUCGUAAUUUUGAUCAUCCUGGAUACAAGAAACAAAGAAAGAAAGGAAACUUUGUGUUCCCAUAAAAUUAUACUCUCAAAGACUUGCUUCUCGCAUGAUUAUUAAUUAUUGUAUAAUGAUAUACACAUAUACUUGAACGUUAUGAUGUUACAACAGCAGGAUACAGUCAUCGCAACAUUGUAUGUUGUAAUGUCGUGAAACGGUGGUAUGAAUGUAUUAUUGUGGAUAAGAGUGUGAAUCUUAGUUACUGUUCAAUAUUAGCGUACAAAAAUGUUAGUUCUUUAUGUAUGUCAUUUAAUAUACGGUAAAAGAAAGUUAUAUAUAUAUUAAAAUGUAAUCGACACGAGAAGUAUAUAAAGUGUAUUUAAUUUUUAAGAAGCACGGGUUGUUUGUACACUGCUGGUCUCUUACGAUUAAUUUAUCGGUUGAAGAAACAAAAUACAAAAAAAAUAGUACCCCGCGUAUCAGUUUUUCCCUCGCGGUAGAAAAAGAAAGUAAUGAUGAAAGAAGCAACGAUGAUCGAGACACAUGUCCUUCGUGUAUUUCGUUAUGUCACAAUUGUUUGAUUGUAUUUUGAUUUUAUUCGCACUGUUCUCUUACCGAUGAAAAUUAUUUGUAUAAUUCAAUCUAGCCACGUUACAAUUACGACGUUAUCAUAAUUUGUACCCAUUGGAAAGAUCCGAUUAGCUAACACGAUUACGAGAAAAUUGUAGUUACAAAACAUGACACAGCAUCAAGUAUCAACUUUGUUGCGAAGACGAUGCUCCCUCAGACAUGGCAUAGAACAGAAACGAUUGUAAUUGUACUCGAAAGGCACCUGACCAGCCAUAUUCACUGCACACUGAAAGCAUCGUGAAAUCAUUGUACAGCCUUGCUUCAGAAUCCGUUGCUCGGCGGACAAAGCUCUCUGUAAUAUACAUAAGUAUAUAAAAUUUGUACUAAUACACAGGUUCAUCGAUU